Messenger RNA from Penicillium brasilianum, 1089 nucleotides. The record is from the annotation of a GenBank genome assembly. Lineage: Eukaryota; Fungi; Ascomycota; Eurotiomycetes; Eurotiales; Aspergillaceae.
AUGACGGCCGAAGGCAGUAUACUAGCAUCAAAGAAAAUCCUUGUCUCGGGAGGCACGGGGUUUGUGGGCGCCGCCACUGUGCGCGGCCUCGCAGAGAAACACCCGGGUUGCGCCAUCACUGUUCUUGAUCAGAGUCCGCCACGGGCCCAACAUGCACUGCCAGAGAAGAUCAACUUCAUACAAAUCGAUGUCAGCUCGAGAACCGAAGUCAGCGAGGCUCUCCAAGUGAUCCAACCGGACCUUGUCAUUCACACUGCAGGGAUCGUGCCAGCUCUUGCCGACCGUUUCGGGCGGCGACUUGAGCGCGAAGUAUGGAGAGUCAAUGUCCAAGGCACAAAGAACAUGCUCGAUGCAGCCGUCGAAUCUGGCGUCGAGGCCUUUAUCUACACUAGCACAUGCUGUGUGACAACUGAUGACAUGAGGUUCCCUUACCCCAAUAUUAAUGAGGCAUGGCCAACAUCGCCAACCUCCCUAAUAUAUGGCGAGUCUAAGGCUGCUGCAGAGGCUCUAGUCCUGCAGGCAUCCAGCGGUAAGAUGGUGACAUGCGCCCUUCGACCCUCGGUACUCUUCGGACCUGGAGAUUACCAGCUAAUUCCAUCCAUCCACGCAUGCAUUGCCAAAUAUGAAACUCCCUUCAUAAUCGGGGAUGGAUUCAAUCUGUGGGAUGUCACCCACGUGAGUAACGUUGCCGAUGCUCAUGUUCUCGCAGCGGAAAACUUAAUGACCUCGCGUACGGCGGCGGGCGAGGCAUUCUUCAUUCAGAAUAAUGAACCGAUCACCUUUCGGGAUUUUUGCCUAGCCAUCUGGGCACAGUUUGGCCAUGUUCCGCCCUUCGAGGUUCAUGUCCCGGAAGGCCUAGCGCAUGUGGCAGGGUUAGUAUGUGAAUUGGCCACUUGGGCAACGGGAUCUUCCACUACCCUAAGUCGAGGAAGCGUCCGGGAUGCAUGCGCCAUGCGAUAUGCUAGCGGUGAUAAGGCCAGUACCAUUCUGGGGUACGAGCCUCGGAUUGGUAUCGAAGAAGGCAUCCGAUUGAGCUGUCAAGAGUAUGCCCGUCGUAUCGGAGUAAAACUACCACCGCGAGGACCGUAA